GUAUUUAUUCGUUGCCAUAUAUGUAUGUGCAUAUGUACAUAUAUAUGUAUGUAUGGUAACUCCUUUCGACUGCAUGGGYUUUACAGUUUGGGUUUGCCACGGUUAGUAAGAGGCUCGAGCGCAGAAUUGGGCUCGAUCGGGAGAGCUCAUUGGCUCUAGGGGAGCCCAGAUCUGCCUCGGCCGUUAGUCUUAAGAUGUCAUUAAGUCUUUAAUAUUGUAGCAUUGAUCAAACAAUCAGUCAAUCAGUCAACCAUCAAUCAGCCAGUCAAUCAUGACAGUUGACUUUACAUCCAACAAUGCCCAUUGUACAAGUCUCGACAUGCCCGCCCACUAGUUGCAACCAUAGUCUAGACCAGUUCAGUCCUCCACCAUCAAAAGUAGUGUUGAGUAAUGGAAGAUAUACAUAUAUACAUAUAUAUACGAUAUACGAUAUACGUUACAUGAUAUAUAUGUGAUAUAUGACAUGUAGCCCCUACCCCACCCUUGAAAACCCACCCAUUGAUGCGACACAUGCUGCAAUAACUGAAUGUUGAGCUAAGAUGCCACGCCCCCCGCUCCACAAAUGGCCCGUCGGCUUCUGGGGCAAAAUUGUCGGCUCUUUGUGCGUGAUCGCUGGUGUGCUGACAAUCGCACUGCCGGUACCGGUUAUCGUCAGUAAUUUCAAUUACUUCUAUCACCGCGAAACGGAUCAGGAGGAGAUGCAGAGCCAAAAUUUCAACCACGUUACAAGUUGUUCAUAUUUACCUGGUGCACUAGGUCAACAUUUGAAAAAAUCCUCACUAUCCGAAUCGUCAUCGGACAUUAUGGAUUUGGAUGAUGGCAUUGAUGCAACCACGCCAGGUCUGACUGAUCAUACGGGCCGCCACAUGGUGCCAUUUCUGAGAACGCAGCAAUCGUUUGAGAAGCAACAGCUGCAGCUGCAACUGCAGCAGCAGCAGGGACUCCAGCCGGGACAGCAGCAGCAGCUCGGCCAGAACGGCCUGAGGAGCACUAACAGCUUACAGUUAAGGCAUAAUAACGCAAUGGCCGUCAGUAUUGAGACCGACGUCUGACUACUAGUCAAACAAAUGGAAAGCAGACGAAACUUGCGCAGUGAAAUGUUACGUUGGAUGCCAGAAACGUCAUCAAAAGCAGUCUAAUUUAGA
Drosophila arizonae is the source of this 1145-nucleotide messenger RNA. Its product is annotated as potassium voltage-gated channel protein Shaker-like. The record is from RefSeq and is a predicted model, not a curated record. NCBI's taxonomy places the organism in Eukaryota, Metazoa, Arthropoda, Insecta, Diptera, Drosophilidae.